This is a messenger RNA of Tachysurus vachellii, 711 nucleotides long. RefSeq names its product peptide YYb (gene pyyb). Gene Ontology annotation, molecular function: neuropeptide Y receptor binding; neuropeptide hormone activity. Gene Ontology annotation, cellular component: extracellular region. NCBI's taxonomy places the organism in Eukaryota, Metazoa, Chordata, Actinopteri, Siluriformes, Bagridae. Bases 169 to 447 code for a protein of 92 amino acids. Gene Ontology annotation, biological process: neuropeptide signaling pathway; feeding behavior. The record is from RefSeq and is a predicted model, not a curated record. The transcript has 4 exons.
CUCAGAGAUUGUAAAUGGACAGAGAUGAGGGUGGAGUGUUUCCUUCUUCCCUUCCCUCCCUGCCUGUAUAUAAGCAGCUGCGUUCGAGAAGGCAGGAGAAACGAAAGCAUCGUUUGAGCUGCACCUCUGCUUCGACCCUCACCUGCACUACACAACUCAGCUGACACCAUGAGGUCUUGUUUGGUGCCCGUAGCCGUGGUGCUGUGUGUCUUGGUGUGUGUGGCGGAGGCAUAUCCUCCCAAACCUGAACCUCCGGCGGGAGACGCGGGGCCGGAGGAGCUGGCCAAGUACCACACGGCACUGCGCCACUACAUCAACCUGAUCACCAGGCAAAGAUAUGGGAAGAGAUCCUCCCCAGAGGUGGAGAUGGCUGAGCUGCUCUUCGGAGGUGAUGAACAGGACGUGAGGCCACGAAUGGACAGAAUGGAUGAUGGUUUGGCCUGGUAAUUGUCUCUUACUGCAUUCCUGCACUUGUCAUCAUUCCAUCCUUCUUCAUCCUUUUCUCUCUCCACCAUCUCUCUGGAGAAUAAACCAACCAGCCAAAGCAGCAUCAAACUAUUGGCACACGUAACUCUCUCUUUCUUUCUGUCUCCCAUUCUCUUUCUUUUAGAUUGAAUCUCACGCUGUUUUAAAGUUUUCUGUGAAGCGGCAAUUGUAAAUAAUUUGUUACUCACCCAAUUGUGAAUAAUAAAGAAUGUCUAAAUGUGAAAA